Messenger RNA from Daldinia caldariorum, 1233 nucleotides. RefSeq names its product acid protease. Gene Ontology annotation, molecular function: aspartic-type endopeptidase activity. Gene Ontology annotation, biological process: proteolysis. Lineage: Eukaryota; Fungi; Ascomycota; Sordariomycetes; Xylariales; Hypoxylaceae. The record is from RefSeq and is a predicted model, not a curated record. The transcript has 2 exons. The coding region runs from base 1 to 1233 and encodes 410 amino acids.
AUGUCUGGUCGCGCAAUUCUGGCUCUGGCAGCGGGCGUCAGCUUUGCUGUCGCUGCACUUGUACCUGGCCUCGACCCAGCUACUGCCAACGUUAGCACUGGCCACUUUUCCGUCGAACAAAUCAUCAAGGCUGAGCAUCCCGUGCUUGCAGUUGCCAGAACCUACCUGAAAUACGGCAAACCCCUACCUCUGGAGUUGCAAGAGGGUGUGCGAGAAGUCACCGCUUUGACGAAGCGUGCAAAGGGCAGUGUCACUGCCAACUCCAACUCCCACCCGGGUGGUAAUUCAUGGGAUUACCAAGUUUCCGUGUCAAUAGGCAGCCCGGUGCAAGAGAUUGGCGUAAUUUUCGACACUGGCUCCUCUGACUUCUGGUUCUUUGGGAAUGACUCAACGGGGUCCAACUGCAAGGCUCACCACUGCUACCGGCCCGAGAAGAGCAAAACCGCCAAGAAGUUAGACGGUUAUACGUUUAAUGUUACCUAUGGCGAUCAAACCCACUGUUCCGGCCCCGUCUACACCGACAAUGUCACAAUCGGUGGCUUUACGGUGAAGGAACAAGCCGUUGGUCUUCAGAACUGGUUGGACGACAUGGAAACCCUAAAUCUCGACGGAAUUGUAGGCUUAAGCUUUGGUAAUGGCAACUCGAUCGAGCCUAAACAGCAGAAGACCUGGUUCGAAAACAUGAAGCCGUCCCUUGACGCCCCCCUUUUUACAGCCGAUCUACAACCAGGCGGGAAGGGUGUGUACAACUUUGGCUACGUCAACAAGAGCAUGUAUACCGGUAAUCUUAUCUACGCCGAUGUCGACUCCAGCCGGGGAUAUUGGAUGAUCACGCCGAGCGGGUACUCGAUUGGCGAUGGGAAAUUCAACUCGACCAAGUGGAAUGCUGUUGUCGAUACUGGCACUUCGCUGAACCUGGUGCAGCGGCAUUUGUUUGAUGCGUGGAUCAGCAUGGUUUCAGGAAGCAAGGUCUACUUCGGAAUAAGUUUAGUCGCAUGCGAUGCAAAGCUUCCCCCGUUCGUCAUCGGCAUUGGUGAUGCCACCCUCACUAUUCCGCCCAAGUAUUUGAACCUUGGCGAUGUUCUCAAGGUAGACAACUACUGUCUCAGCGGCAUACAGCCGGACGACACAUUUGACUUCUCUAUCCUUGGCGUCGUUACUCUCAACAGCGCCUUUGUUGUCUUUGAUGACACUGAUCAUGCUCCGAAGGUUGGUUUCGCAACCAAGCAUUAG